Messenger RNA from Tarenaya hassleriana, 2094 nucleotides. RefSeq names its product cleft lip and palate transmembrane protein 1 homolog. Lineage: Eukaryota; Viridiplantae; Streptophyta; Magnoliopsida; Brassicales; Cleomaceae. The transcript is spliced from 12 exons. The coding region runs from base 112 to 1908 and encodes 598 amino acids. Gene Ontology annotation, cellular component: membrane; endomembrane system. The record is from RefSeq and is a predicted model, not a curated record.
AAAAAAAACUCAUAACCUUCUCCUCGCCUCUGCUUUUUCAACUCGAGCGAAUCUGCAUCGCUCUCCGUGCUUGAAUCUACCGCGACGAAAGGGACUUCUCAAUUUGCAAAUAUGGUGCCGCCGGCAGGAGAUUCGGCGGCGGGGGCGGAGACAGCGGCAGGUGGCGGCGGAGGUCCGGCGCAGCGGAGACAGCAACAAGGCGGUGGAUUUGGGCAGACUAUCACCGGUAUCAUUAGGAUCGCCGUAUUUUGGUAUUUUGCUUCCAAGUUCUUCACUCCGAAACGGCCGGCGGAUCCUUCCCAGCUCAUGUCCAAUAUCUUCCAGAAGGGUGAACCCUUGGAUAUGUGGUUGUAUCUUUCGCAAGGAGCGAAGUUCAAUGACUUUGGCAAUGAAGGUGCUCUUGUUUGGCAUGAAACAAACAUCCCUUAUGCUGUGUGGAAGCCCGAGAGUACCAGGACCCUAUCACUGAAGUAUCAUCCAUCAGAGGCAUUGAAGCAUAAUGGGAGUCUAUAUGCCCAUGUCUUCUUUGCUCGAUCUGGUUACCCUAUCGAUCCUAGUGAUCCUGAGUACCAACCGCUUAAUAGUUUUGGCAGUACACAACCUGUUGUGACUUACUUGCCAAAGCCAAAAGCUGAUAAGAAGAAGAGCCUGUUGGGAAAUCCCACAGGCUCUACCGAAUCCAAACCGGAAGUUGAGGAGUUGGAUAAUAAUAAUUCGGAUCUCAAGGACGAGGGCCCUGUGGAAUGGGUAUCAUUCUGGAAACCGAAUAUCACAAUUAGCCUGGUUGAUGAUUUUACUCGCUACACAAUGAAUGGUGUGCCGCCAAAUAUCGCUCCUUACAUGCAUGUUGAAGCCCUCUCCGGAAAUUACUACCCGACAAUCUUCUUCAAUGAAUUUUGGCUGCUGAAGGACAAGCUGAUCCCGAUCAACGAAACUGUCUCGGAACUACCACUUAAUCUGGAAGUGAGCCCCAUAAGCAUGACAAAGUGGCAGCUAUUUCUGCAAAUUGAUCAGUCUUUCCAGAUGCAACGUAGCUAUGGAAGCAUGCUCGAUGGUGAAUCUGAUGAGCUGAAGAGGGUGUUUCUUGAAGGAAAUCCUUACCUACUAGUCAUCACAAUGGUAGUCUCAGUAUUUCACUCGGUCUUUGACUUCCUGGCCUUCAAAAACGAUAUUCAGUUUUGGAACAAAAAUAAAUCUAUGGAAGGACUGUCUGCAAAGUCUGUCGUGCUAAACUUCAUCUGUCAACUCAUUAUCUUCCUCUACCUUCUCGACAACGACACGUCUUGGAUGAUACUUGGUAGUUCCGGGGUCGGUGUCUGUAUCGAGUUUUGGAAAAUAGGGAAAGCAAUGCGCAUAGAGAUUGAUAGAAGUGGAAGGAUUCCGAUGCUGAGGUUCCACGACCGGGAGUCAUAUGCGAAGAACAAGACAAAGGAGUAUGAUGAUAUGGCGAUGAAGUACUUGUCCUAUGUGGUAUUCAUUCUUGUCGGGUGCUUUUCUGUGUAUUCCCUCAUGUACGAACGCCACAAGAGCUGGUAUUCAUGGAUCUUGUCUUCACUGACGAGCUGCGUUUACAUGUUCGGAUUUAUAAUGAUGUGCCCUCAGCUAUUCAUAAACUAUAAGCUGAAGUCAGUGGCACAUCUUCCAUGGAGACAGAUGACAUACAAGUUCCUCAAUACCAUCAUCGACGAUCUCUUCGCCUUUGUCAUCAAAAUGCCGAUGUUGCAUCGCCUGUCUGUCUUCCGAGACGAUAUAAUAUUCUUGAUAUACUUGUACCAAAGAUGGGUUUACCCAGUGGACAAGACUCGCGUGAACGAGUUCGGUUUUGGAGGUGAGGAUGAGACCGCAGAGAAGAUCACUGAUACUGUCGGAGCAGAAGCAGAAGCUGCAAAUGAUAAGAAAACCAACUAAGAUUUUUGUUUUUUUUUUGUUUUUGGUUCAUUUGCUUCUAAAACCAUAUGGUUUUUUUUUUCAGUAGAGGGAAAAUCCUUCAAAUCAAACCCAUUGUUUUUUUCACCGCUAAGAUUCAAUAUUUACUCGUGAUUGUGAAUAUUCACGUGUUAAAAACAUUAUUUCUAUGAUAAAUUAAUUUCGUGA